AGCUGCCGCCACCAACCUGUCACCAACAGCUAUUCUUGCCACGUUCCGGCCACCAUCCUAAUGCCUAGCUCGUCGAGCUUCCUACGGCGUUGGCGGCGGCUAUUGGGCUCCGAGCCAGCUCUAACGAGUGUGGUGACGUGUCUCACGUCGCGCGAUGCUGUGUGUGUGCUGGUGUUUGCACUGGACGCGCAGUAUGAGGCGUUGGUGCGCUUCCUGUACGCACACGAGCGUCUGCUGUCCUUGGGCGACGCGUCGCGUCGCUUCAAGAGCGUUCUACACUGUGCUGCGGCGCACGGCUGCGCAGAGGUAGUGCAACGGCUUCUUCGCUUCCGACUGAGUCAUAGCACGCUGUUAAGCGUAGAGAAACCAGCGAGAGAUGUCAUCUGGAAGCCUGAGGACGCCUCUGAUAGGGCCAAAGCGCUAGCCUGGAGCUCACGCAACGUCCCGUACGAAUUUCCAGCCGAGGUCAUGUACGAGGCCUCGAGACAGGGAAACCUAGAGGUGGUGCAGUGGCUGGACUGCUGCUGCAAAUACGAGAGAGACAGAGCCAUGGAGUACGCUGCCUCAGCCGGACGCCUCGAAGUCGUCAUGUGGCUGUUCGACCAGGAGAAAAAACAGGAGAAACAGGACACAGACGUGGUCAUCUACAUGGUUCAACCACUCGAGGCCAAGCUGCAAGUGCUCAAUUGGGUGACCGUGAUGCCGAAGCGGAAAUGCUUUCGAGAGGUCUUCGCCUCUAGGACAGGACUACUGGCCGAUGCCUACGACCAAAGAGAUCCGUUGCUGUCUUGGGAGGAUCCUGAAGCACUCGGUACUUCCCUUGGACGACGAAAGUACAGAGCAAUCGACACAGCAGCAGCACAGGGAGACUUGGCCAUGGUCAAGAAGCUCCACGAGGACGGAAGAUGGCCGUGUACCAGUCUCGCAAUGGACAUGGCAGCAGCAAACGGACACUUGGACGUGGUCAAGUUCCUGCAUGAAAACCGACGCGAAGGAGGCACAGCUGUGGGUAUGUGCAGUGCUGCAGGCAACGGACACUUGGAGAUAGUGCAGUGGCUACACCAGAACCGCAGCAGCGACGGAUGCCGCUCGUUGGUGCUGGAUCUGGCGGCCACUAAUGGGCAUGUGGACGUGCUGCGAUGGCUCGUGCCUCGCUUUCCUCGGUUUUCCUGCUCGCCUGCGUUCAUGCCCAGUGUGGCAGCGCAGGGAAACAUCAAGACGCUUCAAUAUCUGCAUAAAGACAUGAGGAUGUCAGUGGACCAGCGUACACUGGAAGCUGCUAUUGGAUCGGGUCAUUUCGAACUUGUCAGAUACAUUACAGAUCGGAUUCCAGUAGAACAGAAGCAUACGUUGUCCCCCACGGCGGCUGAGAAGGCAGCGGCUAGCGGUAACGUCGACGUUUUAGCCUUCGUCGUCGAGCGACUUGGACUGUGGUCACCUCAAGUGUUGAUUGCUGCAGCUCCUACUGGGAAUGUUGAGAUGGCAGAAUGGAUUGAGAAGCGAACGGAUAGUCCUGUCGAAGAAGAAGAGGAGGAGGUUGUGCUAGUACGAGAGCGUCGAGACCGUGCUGCCACCUCCAACGCCAUCGAGUCAAUGGUUUCUGAUUUGUCUGCUGCGUCGUUCAAGCGGCGAUCGUCGUACGAUAAUCUCAGCUCGGCUGAGUGUGCACGGCCACUGAAUGUCGUGGAUGGAAGCACACUGUAUCGCUGUGCGUCUCUUGGUCACUUUGACAUGAUCGAGUGGUUGCUUCAGAAGAAGUUAGCGUCUCCAAGCUUCGCGCUAUCGAUGAAGGAGCGCGAGAUUGUUCUACGCUCUGUUGUUGGACGAGGAACACCCGACGAGGAAGCGCUGGAGAUCGUCGCUCUCAGCAGUGAUACAAACGGUGCUACUACACCAACUGAGCCUGCUGUCACUACACCUACCAACGGUAGUGAGCUGGGACCUGCAAUCAAUACGGGUGCCAAUCGCAUUGCCGGGGUCCGAACAACUACUGCCGGUAAACGCCCUGGCUUCGACCCAUUUGCGUGGGCCCUUCCAGCCAAGACGAGUCCAUAUUGGCAGACCAAGUUCGUACGUCUCGCGGUCAAGUACUGUCCUGAGUCAGCAUUAAAUCUCGAGUGGAUGCCGCUCUGGGCUGCGCAGCGUGGAGAUCUGUUCGUGUUGAAACAACUGUACAGUGUUAAGCACCCGCAGUUAUUCACACAACAGACUUUCACUGCCAUCAUGCGGUACACCAAGGCUGGAGAUGCUCUUCAAUGGUUCCAGACACACAGCUCGACGCUGAUGGGCGAUUCGUCUAUUGUAGAGUGGGGUGUCAAGUACAGACAGUUCGCGUACCUCACGUACGUCUUCCUCAAGUUCCAACCGGUACGCACUGAGGAGCGUUUCCGGCAACAUGGAGUGGAGUACGCACUUCACGUGGCGUGUGCUAUGGGCCACUUGGACGUCGUGACUUGGAUCUGUGGCAACUGCGAGAUUUUCCUCAACGUACCGGCUGCAGAACUGCACGCUAAACUAGGCAGACUCUCGAUCUGGAACGACGCAUUGAUUGCAGCGGCGCGUUGGGGACAGAUCGGGAUACUGACGUGGCUGCACGAGAAGUUCACGUUCUUCCGUAAAGUUCCAGAUAGUUCGCGCAAGAGGAAGCUUAUCCAGACGAUGGCGGAUGCUGCUGCUGGUUACGGUCAAAUCCGUGUGCUACGUUGGCUCCAAGUUACGGUGGUUCCCCAAAUUACAGCCAAGAUGGAGAAGGAGUCGGAGACUGCCACUGAUCCAGUCGUGGUGGAGACCAGCUUCGUGUCUACUGAAGGACUGCUACAGGCUAUGGUGAAUCGCCAUGUUGACGUAGUGCAGUGGGUUUGCGCUGUGGACAUUGAUCUCGUCAGUCGACAGACUGCACAAAGGCGCGCGGAACUCGCGACCUUCCUCCGGGAGGAGGCCGACGGAUUCGUUCCGUCCAAGUUAGGAUUCGUCUUCCCGCCACUGUGAAGCACUGGGGCGAGUUUUGACGUGUUUUCUGCUGAAAUGCAGAUACACUACAACGCUUUACAGAGCGUUAUUCAUGUACAAUCAAUACAUUUGUUCGAGAGAGGGCCUGUCUUCAGGUGUACGUGUAUCCUAAUAGGAUUCUUAUCUAUGAUGGCGC
This is a messenger RNA of Phytophthora nicotianae INRA-310, 3145 nucleotides long. RefSeq lists its product as hypothetical. Bases 61 to 2988 code for a protein of 975 amino acids. Gene Ontology annotation, molecular function: protein binding. Lineage: Eukaryota; Oomycota; Peronosporomycetes; Peronosporales; Peronosporaceae. The record is from RefSeq and is a predicted model, not a curated record. The transcript has a single exon.